AUGGAUGUGCCUGCGGAGUCUCGCAGUGAUGAACCUGGAGUUUUGAAAGAGGUUGACUGCUAUAUAUCCCCAGCUAUGCAGAAGCAAAUCCUAUUGCUUUUGUAUAAAAAUCGAGAGAAUUAUCACACACUAGAUAAUGAGUCAAUUAAAGAAGCUCGUAUUAAGCCGAAUCUUGAUUUGCUUGAAUUUGUUGUUGAGGAUGGGCGGAGUUCUUUUGUUGAGUCUGUUGGGGAGCAGAUAGACACAUAUUUACUUCGGUCAAACACCGUCGCAUUUCCGAGGACGUUACUUGGAUACUUUGUCAAUGAUGAAUGCCACUUUAUACCGCUUAAACGAGACGCUUUGGUUUUGGAUACGUGUAAAGAAGCAGCUAAAGUUGAUAAGACAAACCAGAAUUCUGAUUCAUCAACUUCAACUCCUGUGGGUCCCGCAGCAUUCGUUUCUGCCCGUCUUAGGACUGCUGAUGCAAUUGCACUACGAGGUCCUAUGGCGAGUCGUCGUAAGCCUGCAGAUAGUGAUCCUGAUGUUAUAUUUCUGAAACAACAGGUCCAAGCACCAUGGUGCCCAGUACACUACAAACGAUUUAUUCCUAGUGAAGCCUUUGAAAGGCGUAUUCCUUUAUUAUAUCCAAAUGAUGAUAUGCCAGAAUUGACUAGAAAUCGUGUAACAGGUCCAAGUCAAGAAGAAUAUGUGAACAAUUUGUUAGCUUCAGUAACACCACAUGUCGUUGAUCGUAGUCGCACGGAGCCUGUUAAACUGCCUACUUUGGGAGAACUCAUUCAAACAAUAAUGAUAAAAGCACAACUUAUUCGAUUCGACAAGUUAGUUAUUUGUUUACGUGAACGCUUCAAAGAUCCACAUUCAGUUACUAAUACUAGUGUUUUGCAAUACUUACCGACAUUUGCUGUUCUACUCCGCGGAUGGUGGGUCGCUAAAAGUGAAAUACUUUAUCCUCCAAAUUCAUUCAGUGAACAUAGUGGUACACCAAAUACACUAUUGAUUCGGGCACGUGAUUAUAUUAUGGCUGUAUUUCAUCGCGGUGAACAUUUAACUCGUAAAACUAUUUCAUGUAUGACUAAAGUGCCUACUGUUGAGGCUACAGAAAUACUGAAAUCUUUAGCUUGUAAAAUGUCAACUACUCAGAAAGGUUGUGCAAAUCAUUGGAAUUUUAUCCGACCGAUUAUGAUUUUAUCAAAAAGUAAAUACUUAAUUAUUCCGCUUCUUUUUUGUUUUAUUCGUUUAACACUCGUCUCCUCUACGUCGUCGAAGUUAAAUGAUGCUUAUCAAAUGCACGAGCCUUGCAUAGUUACCGAUUGUACGUCAGUUGAUUAUCAACAACAUAUAUGGCUUUGUAAAAAUCUUAUGUUUAGGGUCAAAUAUCCAGAUAUUGUACAACAACAACAGGUUGCUUGGGAAAUUCGCAUUCGUCAAUUAUGCACACAAUUAAAACUAGAACAUCUUGUAUCGGAUGGAGUUCGACGUAAACGUAAUCCUGGACAACAUUCUGGUGAAAGUGGUUCAGAUUCUGACACUGGCUUCAAAUCACUUGUUUCAGGAGUACAUAUUUCAACCCCAAGUAAAAAUACAAAUCGUAAACGUUUACGUCAAUCAAGUGUAUGUCAUACAACAGAUACUGAUAAAGAUGCCAAUAAUUCAUUAAAAUCACCUGAUCGGAAACGUGUACGAACUCAAAGUCUUUCAUCGAGUUAUUCUUCUGGUUUAUCAUCUCCUCAUUCUACUACUACAAAAUUACCUUGUCUUCAAACAGAUGUUGUAUCGUCAAAAUUUUGUAUACCUACUAGUCCACCACCUGUGAAAAUAAAUUCUCCGAAACUAAAAGUAAAUAGUACACCUAUUUCCUCAGAUCUUCCUGAUAAUUCAUCAACUACAUUAGCAACAAAUUCAUUUGAUAAUCAGACAGUUGGUUGCAAACUGGAACCUCCUACUCCUGAGGAUCCUGAUCCUGAUCUCCCUACUGCUGCUGCUGCGGCUAGUGUUACUGAUUCAGAAAUGAAUGGACUCAAGCUUAAACGUUCACCAUCAUCCCAUGAUACAUUUCAAUCAGCUAUCAUGGACAACGGUCACAAUGAUACCAAUGGUAACACUGAAUUAUCUAGUCAAACAGAUCUUAUUAGUAAUCAUAUUGGUUUACCGUGUACACCUUUACAAUCUGUUAAUGAUACUAAUAUAGACAAUAACGACAGUGUUUUAAAAUUUGACAGUGACAAUGAAAUGCCAGAAUUACUAAUGAAUAAUUCAAUUAAUUUUGUAAAAAAUGUUUUAAAUACUCAACCAAUUGUAGCAUUGUCAGCAUUGACAAAAGUCUAUCAGCAACAGUUAGGUAAUUUUGAUGCAAAUUUCUAUUCUACACUUUGGAAGAAUAGUCCACCACCUCCUCCAGGCUCUGAAAGUGAACGUGAAUUGUUAAAAACGUAUCUUUUGAAAGUUUUACAAACAAUUGAUGCACGUCAGUUAACAGUUUGUUGGCCAACUAUACCAACAGCACUUGAAAAAGAACCAUUAUUUGUAAUAAAAGUAGCUGGUCCAGAAUGUGGAGCUGUCAGUGAAUCAAUAGCACAAUUCCGUGAUAUAAUCUUAGCACUUUAUGAAUCUUUGCCAAGUUUCAAAAUGAAAGAUUUACAAGAAAAAUGCCCAAUCUUUCCACCAAAAGGCAUGUCUGAAAAAGCUAUGCGAACAUUCAUUAAACAAUACUGUAUAUUCAGACAUGGGAGAUACUUUCUACGUUGUACUGUUUCUGACGAUUAA
Schistosoma mattheei is the source of this 2766-nucleotide messenger RNA. The record is from the annotation of a GenBank genome assembly. NCBI's taxonomy places the organism in Eukaryota, Metazoa, Platyhelminthes, Trematoda, Strigeidida, Schistosomatidae.